Messenger RNA from Euleptes europaea (tarantolino), 2318 nucleotides. RefSeq names its product small G protein signaling modulator 3 (gene SGSM3). NCBI's taxonomy places the organism in Eukaryota, Metazoa, Chordata, Lepidosauria, Squamata, Sphaerodactylidae. Gene Ontology annotation, molecular function: protein binding. The coding region runs from base 6 to 2264 and encodes 752 amino acids. The record is from RefSeq and is a predicted model, not a curated record. The transcript is spliced from 21 exons.
UCAUCAUGUCAGGAAGCUACACUCCUGUUGCUGGUGGUCCCUUCUCCGCUCUCACGCCUAGUAUAUGGCCUCAGGAGAUCCUAGCAAAAUACACUCAGAAAGAAGAAUCUGUUGAGCAACCCGAGUUCCGAUAUGAUGAAUUUGGCUUCCGAGUAGACAAAGAAGAUGGCGCUGAGCCAAAUUCCAGCAAGCUCCUGGGGAUCCCACUGACCGAAGAGCCACAACAGAGACUCAAAUGGCAAGCCCAUUUAGAGUUCACACACAACCAUGACGUGGGAGACCUCACGUGGGACAAGAUUGAAGUCACGCUUCCACGCUCAGAUAAGCUGCGGUCGUUAGUUCUGGCUGGCAUUCCGCACAGCAUGAGGCCGCAGCUGUGGAUGCGACUGUCAGGAGCUCUACAGAAGAAAAGAAAUACAGAGAUGUCUUACCGAGAAAUUGUGAAAAACAGCUCAAAUGAUGAGACUAUCGCUGCCAAACAAAUUGAAAAAGACUUGCUUCGCACCAUGCCCAGCAAUGCCUGCUUCUCCAACAUGAACAGCAUCGGAGUACCACGGCUACGCAGAAUACUACGGGGACUGGCUUGGCUGUACCCAGAGAUUGGCUAUUGUCAAGGCACUGGCAUGGUAGUGGCUUCCCUGCUUCUCUUCUUGGAAGAGGAAGAUGCCUUUUGGAUGAUGUGUGCCAUCAUUGAAGAUCUGGUGCCUGCCUCCUACUUCAGCACCACCCUGAUAGGGGUGCAGACCGACCAACGUGUCCUGCGCCAUCUCAUUGUGCAGUACCUGCCACGGCUGGACAAACUUCUACAGGAGCAUGACAUUGAGCUGUCCUUGAUCACCCUGCACUGGUUCCUUACGGCAUUUGCUAGUGUGGUGCACAUCAAGCUGUUGUUACGAAUCUGGGACCUCUUCUUCUACCAGGGCUCCAUAGUUCUGUUCCAGACCACACUGGGCAUGCUCAGCAUGAAGGAAGAUGAACUAAUCCAGUCAGAGAACUCUGCAUCCAUCUUCAACACACUCUCAGACAUCCCUUCUCAGAUUGAAGAUCCAGAUGUGCUCCUGCAGGAGGCCAUGCGGGUUGCUGGAUCGCUGACAGAUAUGGCAGUGGAGACACAGCGUUGCAAGCACCUUGCUUACCUCAUUGCAGACCAAGGGCCGCUGCUGAGCCCCAGCGCUUCUGUUAACCUGUCCAAGAUUGUACGACGCAGGACACAGCGCAGGAAAUCUGGGAUCACUUCGCUGCUUUUUGGGGAAGAUGAUGUGGAGGCACUGAAGGCUAAGAACAUUAAGCAAACAGAGCUGGUAGCAGACUUGCGUGAGGCCAUCUUGCAAGUGGCGCGGCAUUUCCAGUGCGUGGACCCCAAGAGUUUCAGCAUAGACCUAACUCCAGAUUAUACCAUGGAAAGCCACCAACGUGACCACGAAAGCUACGUGGCAUGUUCCCAGAACCGGCGGCGACGGGCCAAGGCACUGCUGGAUUUUGAGCGCCAUGAUGACGAUGAACUGGGCUUCCGCAAGAACGACAUCAUCACGAUAAUUUCCCAGAAGGACGAGCACUGUUGGGUGGGAGAGCUGAACGGCCUGAGAGGCUGGUUUCCUGCAAAGUUUGUGGAGGUCCUAGAUGAACGCAGCAAAGAGUAUUCCAUUGCUGGAGAUGACUCUGUCACUGAAGGUGUGACAGACUUGGUUCGGGGGACGCUCUGUCCAGCCCUCAAGGCCAUAUUUGAACAUGGGCUGAAGAGACCAUCUCUGCUGGGGGGGCCCUGCCACCCCUGGCUUUUCAUUGAAGAGGCUGCUGGGCGUGAAGUAGAACGAGACUUUGACUCUGUGUAUUCUCGUCUUGUGCUCUGUAAAACAUACAGGUUGGAUGAAGACGGGAAAGUUCUAACUCCAGAAGAGUUGCUGUAUCGAGCUGUGCAAUCAGUAAAUAUGUCACACGAUGCAGCACAUGCCCAGAUGGAUGUGAAGCUUCGCUCUCUCAUCUGCAUUGGACUCAAUGAGCAGGUGCUGCACCUGUGGCUGGAGGUGUUGUGCUCCAGCCUGCAAACAGUGGAGAAAUGGUUCCAUCCCUGGUCAUUCCUGCGCAGCCCUGGCUGGGUACAGAUCAAGUGUGAGCUCAGAGUCCUCAGUAAGUUUGCAUUCAGCCUUUCACAGGAUUGGGAACUCCCUAUCAAGAGAGAGGAGAAGGAAAAGAAACCACUGAAGGAAGGUGUUCAAGACAUGCUUGUGAAGCACCACCUGUUUAGCUGGGACAUAGACGGGUGACUCAUUGGGUUCAAUUGAGACUACUUAGGUGACAUCAAACACCCAGCAUAUGAU